UUCGAGUCCGUGCAGUGCUUGCGAGCGGAGUCAGCUCCAAAACAGCUGAGGCCGAGUGCAGAAAGUGCAGAAAGUAAAGAAAAAGCAAAGUAAAUGCAAAAAGCAAAGUAAAAAGCAAACAAGUGCAGUUCACUGUGUAUCUGUGUGUGUCUCUAUUUCCCUCUAUGUGUGUGUAUGUGUCAGUGUAUGUGUGAUAGCAUAGAUACAGAGAUACUUACACAUUUUCAGCCAGCUAGUGAAAACAAACGAGGCCAGCAAUUGAAAAUUGUAAAUAAACUGUGCACAAAACUCUGCAAUUGCAAACAAUAAAGUGCAAAAAUUAAACAACAAUAACGAAUAUUAAAUAGAGCAAAUCACAUUUGUUGAGUUGACAAAAUACGACGCACAAUCUACAAGGAAACCAUGUCGACGCUUCCCUUUCUGCUGAGCGUUGCCGACGAGCUGGACAACAUCCAUACGCAAUCGUACAUGGAUGACUUUGGUCUGGGCUUCCAUCCGCAUCGACAGUAUUAUCGGACGCCAACAAUUCAGCUGUCGCUGCCCGCCAGCACCGAUUGGACUGGCCGUGAUUGGCAGGGACGACAUGCGCGUUAUCGCAGCUACAAAUUUUACGAUGAUACGCAGAAUAAUCUGGAGGAAGAGCAGGAGGAUGAGGAGCAGAAGCGACAGCAGCAGCAGCAGUUGCUCGAAGGCGAACAGCAGCUGCAACAGCUGCAUCAACACAAGCAGCAACAUCAACAACAACAACAGCAACAACAACAGCAACAUCAGCAGCAACAUCAGCAGCAGCAACAACAACAGGAACAUACUGCCAACUUGGUCAUGGUUAAAUCGAAUUCGCACGAUGUGGGCGUAGGCGGCAUGGGACUCAACCUGAAAGCAGGCGAGGAAGAGGACGACGAGAACAUCGAUCGCACUGUGCGCAUGUAUAAUCUUUCGAAGAAAUGCUGCAAGAAUUACUAUCGACAUGCUCUGGAGAUGGAUGCCGGCGGGGCAAGUGCAAGUGGACGCACAAAGUGCAGCAAUCUUCGAGCUGGCAGCCAUCAGACGCCCACGGAAUCCAGCUCCGAGGAGAGUUUGCAAAAGGUACCAUCGCCCAUAGAGUUUCUUACGUGUUUUCUCGUCAAGAAAUCGCGUGGCUCAAAGUGCUCCAGUCGAGCGGCUGAGCAGCUAAAGAAAUCAUAGAACG
Messenger RNA from Drosophila albomicans, 1189 nucleotides. RefSeq names its product sex-determining region Y protein. The transcript has a single exon. Bases 403 to 1185 code for a protein of 260 amino acids. NCBI's taxonomy places the organism in Eukaryota, Metazoa, Arthropoda, Insecta, Diptera, Drosophilidae. The record is from RefSeq and is a predicted model, not a curated record.